Monopterus albus (swamp eel) is the source of this 7743-nucleotide messenger RNA. It is a transcript of the gene apbb2b, whose product is annotated as amyloid beta (A4) precursor protein-binding, family B, member 2b. Gene Ontology annotation, cellular component: cytoplasm; nucleus. NCBI's taxonomy places the organism in Eukaryota, Metazoa, Chordata, Actinopteri, Synbranchiformes, Synbranchidae. The record is from RefSeq and is a predicted model, not a curated record. The transcript has 19 exons. Gene Ontology annotation, biological process: regulation of DNA-templated transcription. Gene Ontology annotation, molecular function: amyloid-beta binding; transcription factor binding. Bases 361 to 3084 code for a protein of 907 amino acids.
AAUUGAGGUGCGUUUGCUUCCGGAGCAGCCUCCCCCGGAUCCCCCCUGUCGGAGAUCAGCGGCAUCUGGGAGGGUGGAGAAAGGAAAGAAGCUGAGAGAGUAAACGGAGGGGCGGAGAGAAAAGACAUAAACGCAGAGAGGAGGACGUGAACACACUAGAGAGGAGGACGCCGCUGCUUUAGUCAAGCCCUCCUGAUUGGAUGAAGAGAGAGCCACUGACUACCAGUAUGGAUGUGUUCCAUCCUGGUUUUUCCCACAGUCCUUAGUUCUUUGAUCUGCAGCUGAGUAUACUGAACCAUCAACCGUGACCAGCACCAGUCUAUAACUGACCUCCUGUAAGGUGAUCUGUCUUGUGCCACAAUGAUGUCAGUAGAUGUGACCAAUCGUAAUGGCCCUGCUGCCACCCCUCCCACCUCACUCAGCCUUCGCUCCUCACACAACCAGCUACUCAGCAGCGAUGUCAUCAAACAGGGCUCUGCCACUCCCCCCAAGUGUCGCAAAAAGUAUGCACUUACCAGUAUUCAAGCUGCCAUGGGCCUUGGAGAAUCAGCACCCUCUUCAUCAUCCCCAUCAUCAUCCCCAUCACAGUCUUUAACCCCCAGCAAUCCCAAACUAGCCAAGAACGGGGUCAACCAGCUUCGUAAGGCUGGGCAGGACCACAAUAAAAACACAACCGUCCCUGAUCUGAUGGACCUGGAGUGUAAUUCAGAGACUAUAGCCGAUGACCUCAAUGUCAACACAGCAGAAGAGCAUGACAGUCACGCUCUCACCAAUAAUGACCGAGAGGACGAUGUCAUUAAGUUGGAUGUGAAACUGAACCUAGACAUUAACACUAAUGAAGAGCCUGAGCAGAAACCUGACUCAGACAUAGACUAUAACAUUAACACAACCGUGGAGCCCAAACUGAACGGCAACAAAGCAGAAAUAGGCUUUGACUUGAAAACUGAGGCAGAGGAGGGCAAUGAUAUCUGCAUUCUGUCUGAGAAGAAAAUGUCAAAGAUAAACACUGAGGAAGAUGGAGAUGAGCUGGUGGUGGAGGAGCAGGAAGAUGAGGAGGAAGAGCCUUUACUAAAAAGUGAGUCUCCUGUAAAGAACCAUAAAGUUUCUCCAGGCCUGGAGCUCAUGUCAGAUCUCCAGUCCAAUCUCAAGCUCUUCAAAUCAGUCAAGGACUCUCCAGUGCCCCCUCCUCCCUCCCCACCACGACAAGCCAGUCUAGAGGACACGCCCCUGCUCUCUGUGGCUUCUUGUUCCUCCUCUUCCUCUUCCUCUCCAGAGACGAAGAAGGACAGAAGGACUGGUGCAAAGACAGACUGUGCUUUGAACCGCAUCCAGAAUCUGAACCCCAGUGACGAAGAGUUGAGCUGGACCACCUUGUCCCAGGAGAGCAACUCACCAGAGGAGACAGAUAUCUGGAGUGAGCAGUCAUUCCAGACAGAUCCUGACCUGCCUCCAGGAUGGAAGAAGAUCACAGACAUGGCCGGUAUCUAUUACUGGCACAUUCCCACAGGCACCACCCAGUGGGAGAGACCUGCCACCUGCCCAGCACCCACUGGACAGACAGAGUCUCAGGCCUUGGGUGACCACGCUGCCUCAGCACCACGUAAACACUCCCAGGGCUCACUCAGCCCCUCGCCCAUUCCUGACCAUGAGUUGUGCCAGGCAGAGGUCUUCUUCAGGGCGUCAACUCGUUCGGGCAGCACCACCUCUGACAGUUCAGUGGAGCCUCUCUUCACUCAGGAGGCCUCCCUUCCCACAUGUGGAUUUGUCAACAGCUGCUACUUUCCUCGUUCUUCAUCUCUACAGGGGAUGCCUGAUCAAGAGCUUCACUCUCAGCAUCAUGAAGAUGAAGACAAGAAACAGGUGUGGAGUGAUUAUGGCGGAAAGAUUGAUAGUGAGGUGUGGAAGGACCUGCAGGCAGCCACGGUGAACCCUGACCCCAGUCUGAAGGAGUUUGAGGGUGCUACGCUUCGCUAUGCAUCCCUCAAGCUAAGGAACCGUCCAGCAGUGGAAGAAGAGGAGUCUGGCAAUAUCAACAGUGACCCAGAAGCAAAGUGUUUUGCGGUGCGCUCUCUGGGAUGGGUAGAGAUGGCCGAGGAGGACUUGGCUCCUGGAAAGAGCAGUGUUGCUGUUAACAAUUGCAUCAGACAGCUGUCCUACUGCAAGAAUGAUAUCCGAGACACUGUCGGCAUCUGGGGAGAGGGGAAGGACAUGUACCUUGUGUUGGAGAAUAACAUGUUGAACCUGGUUGACCCCAUGGACCGCAGUGUGCUCCACUCUCAGCCAAUCGCGAGUAUCCGGGUCUGGGGUGUUGGCAGGGACAAUGGCAGAGAGAGGGACUUUGCAUAUGUAGCGAGGGAUAAAAACACCAGAAUCCUGAAAUGUCAUGUGUUUCGUUGUGACACGCCAGCCAAAGCCAUCGCCACCAGCCUGCAUGAGAUCUGCUCCCGGAUAAUGACAGAGCGAAAGAAUGCCAAAGCGAUGGCAGGAGGCUCUCUCCAGGACAGGAUGCAGGCAGGACUAGAUCUCCCUUUGCAAGAGUUCCCAACACCAAAGACAGAGCUGGUUCAGAAAUUUCAGGUGCUCUACCUGGGGAUGAUGCCUGUGGCCAGACCAAUAGGUAUGGAUAUACUGAAUGGAGCUAUAGACAGUCUAAUUGGUUCUUCCAACAAAGAAGACUGGACUCCAGUUGCUCUCAGUGUGGCAGAUGCUACUGUCACCAUCAGCAAAGACAAGGAGGAAGAGGAAGUACUUGUGGAAUGUCGUGUGCGUUUCCUGUCCUUCAUGGGUGUUGGGCGUGAUGUGCACACGUUCGCCUUCAUCAUGGAUGCCGGCGGCCACCGUUUUGACUGUCACGUCUUUUGGUGUGAGCCCAAUGCUGGGAAUGUGUCCGAGGCCGUGCAGGCAGCUUGUAUGCUGCGGUAUCAGAAGUGUUUGGUGGCUCGGCCCCCAUCCCAGAAGGCCUGUGGUUCAUCACCCCCCAGUGACUCGGUGUCCCGUCGGGUCUCGACCAGUGUGAAGAGAGGCGUCCUCUCUCUCAUCGACACCCUCAAACAGAAGAGACCUGUCACUGAGUUGCCACAGUAGCCAUGAAGAAGCACUACUGUAUAGACCCCCUGCCAUAAACCCCAGUCGCCAUGGUAACUAGUCCCAUUGCUACCAAAACCCGCCACCACCACAGCGCACCCCAGUAACCAUGGAAACCCAGCAGAGCUGCAGGGUUCGAGAAAUCCUGUCACAAUUCCUUCGCUUUUAUGGAGCACAUUGGAGUUUCACCUCAAGAGUUGACCGGCUCUUGAGUGGCAAUUCAAGUUUGCUUUCUCACAAUAACUGAGAUGACUGUAGACUCUAGUCCCACAUCAAGAAGGAACAGCUUAAAUGAUGAUAGUAGCCAUGUUGAUGUACAGUACAUAGAAGUAACUCUCAUCCCCCUCAGCACAAAGAAAGAGUGAGGAGAGGAGUGCGAAAACUGAUGAAGUAGGAAGUGCUCCUUCUAGCACAGCAUGUGUGAUGAACAAAAUUGCUGCUGCCCGCACUGUUGAUCUCUCCAUGCUCUUAGUGUAUUUGUGUCUGUGCCUGUGCUGCCAGCAUGACCUUGCACACCUGGUCACACCCUGUCAUUCACUUGGUUGUCCUGUUAGUCUGUUAUGGCUCCCCCCCCCGCCUCUGAUUUUCAUCCUCGUUGUCCUCAGUAGACUGUAACAUAAAAUGGAAUCGUCAAAGCCAUCGUGUCUGAUUUUCAUAUCGGUAAGUAAAGAACAAAAGAAAGAAAGGCGCUGCUACAGACUACAGAUUUGUCCAUCAGUCUAUCUCACCUGUUCAACUGAACCUGCAUGAACUGUAAAAGAAAAUCACUCUAGACAGCAUCACUACUCUGCUGCUGCUUUUAGAGGCUAAAGGGGUGAGAAAUCAGAAGCCACAUUGUUUAUCCUGUCUUCUUAGCUUUGUUUCUCUUCGGCUGUGCAGUCUGGGGGGGUCUAAACGAGUGGUGACCUUUCACCCGAAGCAUCCUUCACAUGCUUUCUGUUUACAUCUUGUUUUUAUUCAGUAGUUAUCCCUUGGAAAAUGACAGACGCUAGCCAUAAUAGAAGCCGAGACGCUCUCUUCUGCUCCCCUGUUUUCUGGUAAAUUGGACUGGACUGCUGCUCCAAACAGAGGUGACAUACUGUAGCAUGCUGCUGCUGCUCUUUGAGAUACAUGCUGAAGGAAAUUCGACUGAUUAGUCUCUCACCUCAGUAUCAGUCUGGAGGGACUUUGUCUAUUAAUAAAUGGGGAUCGCAACAUAUGAAAGCCUGGAGGAAAGCAGGAAGACUUGAGGAAUGUGCAUUUAUUCCUAGCUAUGGGUGAAAUGGUUUGGUGUGAACUGGGAGGAGGUGAGAAGGAGAAAGAAUGAUUUGAACUCCACUUGUCAAGAGGAAAGCCGACAUGGAGACAUUAAUUUAAGCAGUGGGACUUUCCUGGGCUGCUGUCUGUCUCCAGGAUUCUGUUCACUUGAAUACACCUCUGCUUUUUUCCAUCACCUGCUUACUUGCUGUUAAUCUGUUUCUGUUAGUGCCACAGGAUCACUUGCUUUUGGUCUUUUUUCCCCACAAAUCUCAAUUAUUCACCUCUAGCUCCUUAUAAUCGCAUAUCUGACAAGCUUGGAUGUGUGGUAAUAACAAAUGAAGUUCUUUAUUGAAGAUAAAAUCACGAACAACUUUUCUCCAGACAGUUCUUGUGGAUGUAGGGCAGCAGGUCUGUGCUAAACACUGGACCUUGUGCUAAACCCCACCUGUCAAGCUUUGAAUGUCUCCAUAUGCAGAGACAGUGUGCACAGGGGAGCAGUUAGAGAGAUACUGGGCAUCUGAAAGCAUUUUGGAUGACAGUGUGCUUGUUUGUGGCCGUUCCCAAACCGAGAUCACAAAAGCAGAUGUGUCAGAAACAGAAUAAACCAUGUGUCUCUCUGCUUUAAUGUAAACCUUAAACGGCAUACUUGGUAGUAACCUUGCAUUAUUCCCAGAGGCAUUAUCACAUCAUUCAGUAAUGUACAAAAAAGAGAUUUGUCAAAUUUCCCCCGUUUCCAAAUCAAAACGGAGAGGGUCGUCAUCUAUCUACAUGCAAAUAAGUUACUUUUUUUUAUCCAGAUAUAAAUUUUAAAGCCAAAAUCUAACCACUGAGUUGCCUUUGAACAUUGUUUUUCUGUAGUUAGCAUCCAUACCAUCUAAGGGUUAUGUUAAAAACCAUAACAUUUUAAUUACAUUUUUAUUUACAUUACUAUACUCUAAUACUAGGGCCAGUUAACAUUACAAUAUGCAAACAAAGCUGCUCCUUUAUUUCCAUGUAAAUGGCAUUUAUUAUCAGCAGGUAAGGAUACAGAUGUUUUGUCUGGGGCAUGCAACUUUAGCCUCUGUAUUUAAUUAUGAUAUUGUGUAUUAGCCAUCAAUGGAUAGUCUUGUUUUAUGUUUCUUAUAUGUUUAUUGUGAAGCUUCUUAUUCCAAAAUAUCACCGUAUAAAAUCCACCUGCUUCAUUUAAGUGAUAUAAUACAUACAACCAACAAAUAUAGACUUGAACAAUUUUACAACCCAACACAGAAAACAGAAUACAUGUAACUUAGCAUCCCCCUUCCUUCACCAGCCCCUCUACCCUCCCAUACCUUAAAUAGGUUCUGUUAACUCCCUCCCCCAUUUCUGUUUCGGCCCAGUGUUAUGAGGUCCCGUAAUAUCACUUGGUGACGGACCCGACAUGAAAAUUUGAGGACAGGAGGUAUCGGAAAGAAAGAUUUUCCUCAUGUCCUUUUGAACUCCAUGGCCUCGGCAUCAGACGGGCUUGUACUAAGCUGUUCAUUAACAGGGCUUUACAACUGGGUCCAGUUUGGCCUGUUUAGCUUCUGAUUUCUGACCGGCUUUGCCCUGCUGAGACUUGAAAUAUUUUAGCGGAUUGACCUUUUUCACAUUUUCGCUCUGUGGCUAACAUGACACGGUUACACUGAAUCUGUACCUGACCCAGUGUGAACUGCGCAGGUGGGUCACCCUGUGACGUAAUUAGCUUAACUGCCUGUUUUUAUUGUAUUUAAUGAUUAUAAUUUUAGUCCAAUAUGCAGUUCUAAAAGUUUGAUUAUACAAAAGUAUUAUAGCUUGGACUUUUUAUAUAUUAUUCAUAUAUUCAAUUUCUUUUAUAUGUAAUGGCGGUGCCGGGUCUGUCAAAAUAGGUCUCGGUCACAAUUUGAGAGGUGGAUCUGGAUCCGGCUUGUUCCGGCACAAAUUAACCCCUGUCCCUCCCCAAAAGUGCCUUCUCAAUUCUGGAAGUAGUGGCCACACUUUGUCAAAAUUCCUAAGCCUGUCUUUCAGAACGCAUCUGAUUCUCUCUAAGCGAAGAGUGUCAGGCAACUCUGUCAACUAUAGUUUUAGUGAGGACACAUCACUCUUUCUUCAAAAUGUCAGGAUAAGAUUUGUUUGUUUUUUAGCAAUAAGACUAAGUCAGGAAGCUCUGCUGUUCGUUUUUAAGCUUCUUUAACUCUGAUACUCCCAGAAUUAUUAAAAUUGGUUCUGACUCAAUCUGGGCCCCAGGUAUCUGAAAAAAAUCUAAAUAUAUAUAUAAAAGUCCAAAGACAGAGUUUGUAACCAACUCAGAGUUCCAGCUCUUAGCAUUAGCUACUAGUUUAAUCAGAAAUUGUCAGCGAAAUCCACAGUUAAAAGUGAGAAACUGCUGAACUCGAAGAACCGUGUUUCAAAGAUUAUUGUGGAUUUUAAGGGAUAAAUCUGCGUAUGUACAACAUGAGGAAAGGAAAGCUUGACAGGUGUAGCAGCAGUAAGUAACGGGGCCAGGGAAUGAUCAACGGUCCAAUGGCUACAUCUGUAGGUCUGUUUUGUUGUUUUUAUUACUAUUGAACACAGUUGGUGUACAAAAGAAGGAGCUAGGUGUGUACUUGGGAUUUUGUUGAGAAAACUCAGCAACAUCUUUCGUCGCAAGGAUGUUGAAAUGUGAAUCAGAUGACAUUUAUUGUGUGCAUACUAUCCAUUUAUUGUAAUGUUUGACAUUAGUCAUUAUUAUAAGCUAUCGUUUCAUUUUUGAAUGUCUUUAGUUUUUGGUUUUCUUGAAAUGAAAUGCCUUUUUUGAGAAUUCACCAAAUGGCCAAAGUGUAAAAUACUGAUAUACAUUGUUGUAGAUAAGAAAAAUACAAGAGCAAAUAAUGAAAACAGGAGAGGUGAUUGGAAGUUUUCACAGUUGUCAAUUAAGUUGAUAUUGAAUUUAACUGAGUAAUUAUCUAUGCAUUCUUUUGAUCUUGCGAAAUGGAAAGUCAUGAAAAGCCUUGCAUGCCCUUGGACGGAUGAAAGAAUGACUGUAUGUACUGAAAAGAAAUAUUUUUUAUUUUAUUUAUUCUAUUUUAUAAAGGUAUAUACUGAUUUUAUUAGUUGGGGCAAAUUAAAUCUCAUGACUCGAUGUCAUUGUCUCAGUCCCUGGUUAACUCACGAAGCUCCGCUUUGCAGUAAAAAGCCAAAACAGGACUAUAUCUUCACCUUGUAUAGUGCACUAAGAGCUGGGAGUGUGCUGCUGGUCUGAACAGUCAACUUGAUGAGUGAAGAGGAAGAGGAGGAGGAUGGUAUCAACAGCAGACUCCCAGUGUCUCUGUCAAGCUCACACAUAACACACACACACACACACUCCAUUUCCCAUAGAUGGAUGUGUUAGCUUCCGUUUGCUGGUCACUGAUUUGUACACUUUAUCAAUGUAACCAGUUGUGAAAAUAAACAGCAUUAUAAAAUAUA